GGGACAGUCACUACGUCUUGAUAAAAACAAUGCUUUCAAUAGCUUUUUUUGAUCGAUUCAAUUAUGCUAGUUGUUAUUGUUUUCUUGCAAUCUAGUUAGCCUUUACAGUUGAACGCAUGGGUGACAUAAAGUACAUUUUCAGUAGUUAGUAGCUGCUCGUGUGUCAACAGGAGGAAAUGACAUGGAAACGUCGAGAACGGGAGGUUGGAGUUCCAGCCAAGCUACGUUUGCCGUUGUUGAGGUAGAGUGAGCAGCCAGCAGAAGUUUACACUUUCUCCGAGGAACAAAUAAUUACUUUUUGGACGAAAAGGAAUUGACACCAUAAUAUUGCCAAAUUGAACAUAUGACUUUCGUAUGUCAAACGUAUAUGGAGUAAAUGGAAAUGGACCGGAGGGCAGAUUUGGAAGCAGCACUUCUGCAGCUUUAGAGAAGCGAGUUAUCACAACUUGAAGUACUCCUCACUGAAUGAUAGUGACGUGUAUUUGCACAAGCUAACUAGCUAAAUGUAAAGUGGAGUAGCUAGGUGUUGACAAGCUAUCCAGCCAAUUACCUAGCUGCUAUGGAUAUCUUUCCAAGACCUAGUGGAGAAAUUCAAAGAAAAAACCCACAGCAGGAUUUCGAGCUUAUUCAACGAGUUGGGAGCGGCACAUAUGGAGACGUAUACAAGGCUCGAAACAUCCAAACGGGAGAGCUUGCCGCUGUCAAGAUUAUUAAACUGGAACCAGGGGACGACUUCUCCAUCAUCCAGCAGGAGAUCUUCAUGGUGAAGGAAUGCAUGCACCACAACAUAGUGGCCUACUUCGGGAGUUACCUCUGCCGGGCGAAGCUGUGGAUCUGUAUGGAGUACUGUGGUGGAGGAUCUCUACAAGACGUAUAUCAUGUGACGGGUCCCUUGUCAGAGAUACAGAUCGCCUACGUCUGCAGAGAGACCAUACAGGGUUUGGGAUACCUACACAGCAAGGGAAAGAUGCACCGUGAUAUCAAGGGUGCUAAUAUCCUCCUGACAGACAGCGGGGACGUGAAACUAGCCGAUUUUGGAGUUGCAGCCAAAAUAACAGCCACCAUUGCCAAGAGGAAGUCCUUCAUCGGGACCCCUUACUGGAUGGCCCCGGAGGUAGCAGCGGUGGAGAAGAACGGAGGAUACAACCAGCUGUGUGACAUCUGGGCCGUGGGCAUCACCGCAAUAGAACUGGCUGAGCUGCAGCCCCCUAUGUUUGACCUGCACCCAAUGAGGGCCUUGUUUUUCAUGUCAAAGAGCAGCUUUCAGCCUCCCAAGCUAAAAGACAAAACUAAAUGGUCCACAGCUUUCCAUAACUUCGUUAAAGUCUGUCUGACCAAGAACCCAAAGAAGAGACCGACAGCAGAGAAGCUCCUUUCGCAUGUGUUUAUAGGUCAGACAGGGCUGACCAGGAGGGUAGCUGUGGAGCUGCUGGACAAGAUGAACAACCCAGACAACCACCAACACUUCUCUGAGGUGGACGACGAUGACCUGGAGCCUCUCUCAGUAGUGAGACACACCAUCCGUUCCACCAACAAACACUCCAGAGCAGAGAUCAGCUUUGAUAAAGUGCAGUUUGAACCUCCACUGAGGAAGGAAACAGAGGCUCGCACUGAAAUGGAUGUGACUAAAGAGAGUGACUUCCCCUCCCCCUGGAGCCCAUUCACAGAGGGAGGCAUCACUACCAGGAGCCUUCUCAAAAGCGUUGAGGAUGAGUUGUUCCAACGGGGACACAUGGCCCAUCUGGAGGACGCCUUUGAAGACGUGGAGCUGUCGACCCUCAAGCACGGAAUCCCACCUCCUCUACCGCCAAAGCCUCGUCUGAACAGUUUGUCAGAUGAACUAGGUCUGAGUGAUGAGAGGUGUGUGACGGUGAGGAGGUUCCCAGGCUCAGAGAACAGUCCCGGUCCAGGCCUGGGCCCCCGGAGACUGAGCACCCCAGAGCAGGGCAAUAAGGUGGAGCACCGUACUCCUGACUACCUGUCAGCCAGUGUUAGUAGUCCCGGCAUACUGUCCACCGCCUCAGACCCUGCUAUCAGUUACUCAAACAACGUAUUCGUCAGUAAUUCAAACAUAUCCAAAGAACAUGGUGACUCUGAUGGGAGUGUGAACGGGGACAAUCCCAAGACUCCUCCCAGCCGACCACACAGGAAGGAGAAGAAGGAAUACCAUAAACCAGCUAUCAACGGCCUGCCGCCCACCCCUAAAGUCCUGAUGGGGGCCUGUUUCUCCAAAGUUUUCGAUGGCUGUCCACUGAAAAUCAACUGUGCCACGUCAUGGAUACACCCGGAUACCAAAGACCAAUACCUUAUAUUUGGGACAGAGGAUGGUAUUUAUACCCUCAACAUGAAUGAGCUUCAUGAAGCCACCAUGGAACAGCUGUUCCCCAGGAAGUGCACCUGGCUCUACAUCAUCAACAACAACCUGAUGUCUCUGUCAGAAGGAAAGACCUUCCAGCUGUACUCUCACAACCUGAUUGGGCUGUUUGAGCAGCUGAAGAAGCCUGGCCUGGCCUCUCAGUUCCAGACACACCGCUUCCCAGACAAGAUCUUACCACGGAGGUUUGCCUUGACAGCUAAGAUCCCUGACACAAAGGGCUGUCACAAGUGCUGCAUUGUGAGGAACCCCUAUACGGGCCAUAAGUACCUGUGUGGAGCGCUGCAGUCUGGGAUAGUCCUGCUACAGUGGUACGAGCCCAUGCAGAGGUUCAUGCUCAUCAAGCACUUUGACUUCCCUCUGCCCAGCCCUCUGAAGGUGUUUGAGAUGUUGGUGGUUCCAGAGCAGGAGUACCCCAUGGUGUGUGUAGCCAUCAGCCAGGCCACGGAGCCAGGCCAAGUUGUCCGCUUUGAGACCAUCAACCUCAACUCCUGCUCCUCCUGGUUCACUGAGAUGGGAUCAACUGGACAAGCAGUGGACGCAGUCCAUGUGACCCAGCUGGAGAGAGACACAGUGCUAGUGUGCUUGGACAAGAAUCUGAAGAUCGUGAACCUCCAGGGAAGAUUAAAGUCCAACAAGAAGCUAGCCUCGGAGCUCAGCUUUGACUUCGCCGUUGGAUCCGUUGUGUGCCUACAGGACAGUGUUCUGGCCUUCUGGAGGCACGGCAUGCAGGGAAAGAGCUUCAAGUCCAACGAGGUCACCCAGGAGAUUUCUGAUCCUAGCCGAGUCUUCCGUCUCCUCGGAUCUGACAGGGUGGUGGUCCUGGAGAGCCGGCCCACUGACAACCCCACAGCCCUCAGCAACCUCUACAUCCUGGCUGGACAUGAGAACAGCUACUAGCCUCCUAACCAUGUCACCAGCUCGUAGCCGUGACCCAGCGACUCCACACAGAGGGAGGCAGACGGCGCAGAGCAGCCCACAGACCCAUUGGGUAGGUGAAGAAUUACAGAGGAGUGGAUCAUCUCACAGCAGUCCAUUCACUUCUCAUCUCAGCCUCUCAGCGGGCUCUCAUAGCGCCUGGACUCUGGUAGAACUGUGUUACCGAACCCAGGAACUAGUUAGUGAAUACAGAAACAACAGGUCAGACAAAAGGGGACUGUGAAGCUUCAAGCAAAAUCCCUCCUCCUUCCUCAACACGGAUCUUCCAACAAACGGCCUUAUGCCGAGCAGGCAAGCAGCACCUCCUCUCUCCUCUACAGCCCUGUUCACCUCCUCACCUCAUCUAUAGCCCUGUUCACCUCCCUGUUCACCUCCUCUCUCCUCUACAGUCCAGUUCACCUCCUCUCUCCUCUACAGUCCAGUUCACCUCCUCUCUCCU
This is a messenger RNA of Coregonus clupeaformis (lake whitefish), 3752 nucleotides long. RefSeq names its product mitogen-activated protein kinase kinase kinase kinase 5 (gene map4k5). Bases 560 to 3274 code for a protein of 904 amino acids. The record is from RefSeq and is a predicted model, not a curated record. Gene Ontology annotation, biological process: protein phosphorylation. Gene Ontology annotation, molecular function: MAP kinase kinase kinase kinase activity; ATP binding. NCBI's taxonomy places the organism in Eukaryota, Metazoa, Chordata, Actinopteri, Salmoniformes, Salmonidae. The transcript has 37 exons.